Molecule: messenger RNA, 923 nt
Organism: Paramecium sonneborni
Lineage: Eukaryota; Ciliophora; Oligohymenophorea; Peniculida; Parameciidae
Source: the annotation of a GenBank genome assembly
AAAUAAUGAGCAAAAAAUUUAAAAAAUAAGGUAAACCUGUAGAAUAGUAUUUUCUACAAAAAUCUAAUAAUUUAGAAAAUUUGAGUCACGGUAAUGUUUUGUAAACAAAAAAGAAAAUAAAAAAACCAACCAAUAAUGAAAUGAAGAAAUUCGAACUUCUCUAAGAAAUAAAGAAGUCUAAAAGCAAUUUUUCUAUGUUUCUUUAAUUUAGAUAUAUCAAGAAAUAAGAAUUUGAACCUAAAUGGAUGUUACUUUCAUUUGUUGACAAAAACCUAUAACCCUGCACAGUUUUUGUUGGUCAAAAUGUAGAUUAUUUAGAUAAUUUCUAACAAUAUUCUUGGUAUUAACUUACUGGUUUGUAAGUUGCAUAGAAUGAGUAUUAAAAUAAUAAAUUCAUCAAAUUGAACUUAAAGUCUGGAACAAUAAGGUUGGUUGAUUAAUAACAACUACAAGAUGAAGUUGAAAUAAGCAUCUAUCUUAAUCAAUUUAAUGAAUUAAAUCCCAAAAAACCUAAAAAUUAAUAUUAUAACUUCUUGGUUGCUAUAUUAAAGAUUCAUUAAAAAGAAAAAGUUUUUAGUGAAAGAUGUUAAAAAUUUUAUGAUCUUAUCAAAAUUGAUACUAUUGAUUAGGCAGAUUAGAUGAUGUAGGUUUCUCUUUGGAAUGAAUUCUAACAAUUAGAGCUUACUCCGAAUGAAUUAGUUCUUUUUUAAAAUGUCUAAUAUAAGGAACUUGAUGGAUUUUAAUAUUUUUAAACUGUUGAAAAAAAAUCAAUUAUUACUCAAAAUCAGGAUAUUUUAAAUUAGCUUCCUAAGUAAUUAUUAAAAGUAAUUAGUUACGAUCAAAUGAGGGAGAAAAUCGAGAGAUCUUAAUUUAAACAACAACUGUUCGAUUUAAGAAAUUUAGAUAGAUUAUUCAAUAAAUGA